AUGGCAAAAACGCUCGCACAGGGCAGAAAACCGGGCUCUGGCCGUAAACCGGGAAAGGGUAAAACUUUGGCUCAGGGCAGGAAACCUGGGUCGGGAAGGAAACCGGGAAGCAAGGGGCACGUGAUCAAACAAAACGAUCCCCUACGAGACUUGAAUGCGGUUCUGCAGGCUCAGAUCCAAAGCGAAGCGGGUCAAACUGCGGUGGCUAAUGCAACAGCAGCAGCAGCUGCCGCUGCUGUUGCUGCUGCUUCAAUUACGGGUUCUAAUCCGUCGAUCGCUAUGCACGGCGGGAACGACAGAUCACGGUCCAGUUCAGGCUCAGGCUCAGGCUCAGGCUCAAAUUCAGGUUCAGGUUCAGGUUCAGGUCCAGGUUCCGCUGUAAGCAUGGGAUCCUCAUUUGCAGGAUCACCUAGCAAUCACAUCCAAAAACGCAAUCAGGUCAACAUGGGCUUGCCGGUGCCUGCCAACAGAGACGCAUUCCGAUCGCGAGAUAUGGCGUCUUCGGGAGUGUACUCGCCGCUGGGAUCUGCAUCGGGCCAUGUCACCACCAGCACGACCCCGUCGAUCCCGCAAUCUGUCAAUGCAAACAGCGUUGGUCUGGGAAAUGUCCCUAAUAACGGAAAUUUCAGCAGCAAUAACAACACACAUGGCACCGUUCGUGCAAAUGCGGGAAUGGGACAGUCCAGCCGCAUCCCAGGACUAGACCUAUUCAACCGAUCUCACACUCCCAACGGCAAUUCGGGAAAUAUAAGCAAUAUGCCAUCCACGUUUAUGCCUCUUCAACCGUGGGUAACCUCGUCUAACGCAUCACAACUCAUGCCCGGGUUUUCACCAUUUCUUCCCGCCAAUGUACCCCAGCAAUCGUCGCGUCCAAGUACUUCCAGCUCACGUUCUCCAAAGCUUUUUCAGGACCGUUUCGGCAUACCAGGAGAUCCAGACUCCAUCACAUCGUUUGCAUCCCAUUCCCAUAUCAACCGUGAAUAA
This is a messenger RNA of Lachancea sp. 'fantastica', 984 nucleotides long. The record is from the annotation of a GenBank genome assembly. NCBI's taxonomy places the organism in Eukaryota, Fungi, Ascomycota, Saccharomycetes, Saccharomycetales, Saccharomycetaceae.